Molecule: messenger RNA, 1167 nt
Organism: Closterium sp. NIES-65
Lineage: Eukaryota; Viridiplantae; Streptophyta; Zygnematophyceae; Desmidiales; Closteriaceae
Source: the annotation of a GenBank genome assembly
AUGGGAACACGCGGGUACCUGCAGGGGCUAGCGAGCGCAGUGACUGCAAUGGGAGGGAAGAUCUACGAGAACACGCGGGUGAUCCGCAACUCCUCGCUCUCCACCACUCUCGAGCUCAACACGGGCGUGCGCGUGACAGCUGGCAGCGUCGUAUUGGCCACCAACUCGCCCAUCAACCACAACCUGGCGGUGCACGCCAGGCAGAGCGCCUACCGGACCUAUGUGGUGGGGCUGGCUGUUCCCAAGGGCAGUGUGCGGCGCGCCCAGUGGUGGGACACCGCGUCGCCCUACCACUACGUGCGCAUCGCUCCCGGCCCGAGCGAGGCGGAGGCAGACACGCUGAUAGUGGGCGGUGAGGACCACCCCACGGGGGUGCUGGCGCCUAAGGAGUAUCCCCAGGCAUAUGCGCGGCUGGAGAAGUGGGCGCGGGAGAGGUGGACGAGCGCUGGAAAAGUCGCUUUCAGGUGGACGGGCCAGUUGUACGAGCCAGUGGACCUCCUGGGGCUGUACGGCAGGAACCCUCUCGUGAACCGACCGUCCAAGGACAUUUACAUCGUCACAGGCAACAGUGGGCAGGGCAUGACGGGCGGCACCAUAUCCGGGCUCGUGGUAUCAGAUUUGAUUCUGUCGGGGCGCAGUGAGUGGGAGGAGCUGUACGACCCACGCCGCCUGCCACCGCUCUCCCAGGAGACAGCUCAGAGCAUUGCAAGCAUCACGGCACACACUGCCCAGGGCUACGCCUUUGGUCUGCCAGUGGUGCCGGUAGAUGAGCGGUGGAUGGACAGGAGGAGGGCUGAACUUCCAUGCUACCAUUCAAUCCACCACCUUCCAUUUCCAUCCCUACUACAUCCGUCCCACCAGGGCUACGCCUUUGACUUGCCAAUCGUGCCGGGAGAUGAGCGCUCGGUGGACAGGGUGAAGCCGGGGGAGGGUGCGCUGGUGGCGGUGGGGCUGCACAAGCAGGCCGUGUACCGCACGGAGGGGGGCGAGCUGAAGCAGUUCUCAGCCAUCUGCCCGCACCUCAAGUGCGCGGUCAGGUGGAACCCCAACGACAAAACUUUCGACUGCCCGUGCCAUGGGUCCCAGUUUGACACGUCAGGGAGGGUGAUUCAAGGCCCUGCCAAGGCCAACCUCUCCCCCGUCUCCCGUGAUGGCUGCUGUGGUUGA